This is a messenger RNA of Manis javanica (Malayan pangolin), 1818 nucleotides long. RefSeq names its product transmembrane protein 161A (gene TMEM161A). The record is from RefSeq and is a predicted model, not a curated record. Lineage: Eukaryota; Metazoa; Chordata; Mammalia; Pholidota; Manidae.
GUCAGAACAGAGUCGGGCUCUGAUUGGUGAAGUUCCCCCCGAGGUGCCCGGAGCCCCAGGCCCGUGGGACAGCGUACCUCGCUCGGUCCAGCUACAUGGCGGUCCUUGGAGUGCAGCUGGUGAUGACCCUGCUCGCUGCUACCCUCAUGCAUAGGCUGGCUCCGCACUGCUCCUUCGCGCGCUGGCUGCUCUGCAAUGGCAGUCUGUUCCGAUACAAGCACCCUUCCGAGGAAGAGCUUCGGGCCCUGGAGGGGAAGCAGAGGCCCAGAGGCAGAAAGGAGCGGUGGGCCAAUGGCUACAGCGAGGAGAAGCCACUGUCUGUGCCCCGAGCCGCCCCUUUCAAGCUGAAGACCUGUCCCCUCACAGCUGUGGAUGCCCUUGUUCUGCGUUUCUUCCUGGAGUACCAAUGGUUUGUGGACUUUGCUGUGUACUCGGGCGGCAUGUACCUCUUCACAGAGGUCUACUACUAUGUGGUGGGUCCAGCGAAGGAAACCAACAUCGCUGUGUUUUGGUGUCUGCUCACUGUUGCCUUCUGCAUCAAGGUGUUCCUGACGGUGACCUGGUUGUACUUCAGCGCGGAGGAGGGGGGCGAGCGCUCCGUCUGCCUCACCUUCGCCUUCCUCUUCCUGCUCCUGGCCAUGCUGGUUCAGGUGGUGCGAGAGGAGACCCUGGAGCUGGGCCUGGAGCCAGGCCUGGCCAGUCUGACUCAGAACUUGGAGCCACUUCUGAAGAUGCAGGGCUGGGACUGGGCGCUCCCUCUGGCCAAGCUGGCCAUCCGCGUAGGGCUGGCAGUCUUGGGCUCCAUGCUGGGUGCCUUCCUCACCUUCCCAGGCCUGCGCCUUGCCCAGACCCACCUGGAUGCACUGACCAUGUCCGAAGGCAGGCCCAUGCUGCAGUUCCUUCUGCACACCAGCUUCCUGUCCCCACUGUUCGUCCUGUGGCUCUGGACCAAGCCCAUUGCACGGGACUUCCUGCACCAGGCGCCCUUUGGGGGGACGCCCUACUCCCUGCUGUCGGACUCGGCCUUCGACUCGUUACGGCUCUGGGUGCUGGUGGCGCUGUGCCUGCUGCGGCUGACGGUGACCCGGCCUCACCUACAGGCUUAUCUGUGCCUGGCCAAGGCCCGCGUGGAGCAGCUGCGGCGGGAGGCAGGCCGCAUCGAGGCCCGUGAGAUCCAGAGGCGGGUGGUGCGGGUCUACUGCUACGUUACAGUGGUGAGCCUGCAGUACUUGACGCCGCUCAUCCUCACCCUCAACUGCACGCUGCUGCUCAAGACCCUGGGCUACUACUCCUGGGGCCUGGGGCCGGUCCCUCCACUGCCCCCCACCCUGUCCUCAGUCCACGAUCAUCCGGCCGGCACCGGGGAAGAUGAGGCCCAGCAGACGGCUGCCCGGAUCACUGAGGUCCUGGGCAGCCUGCUCACGCCCCUCUUCCUCCGCGGGGUCCUCUCCUUCCUCGUCUGGUGGACCGCUGCCUGCCAGCUGCUCUCCAGCCUCUUUGGCCUCUACUUCCACCAGCACCUGGCAGGCUCCUAGCCACCUGCAGAUGCUCCUGGGGCUGCAAGGCCUGUACUGGGCCAGUGGGACGCAGACGGCCCCCUUUUAUGUGCCUCAGCGUCCCCAGGUGCAAAUCGGGGCCGGGAGCCCCUUCACCGCAGUGCCUGUGCUGUGACCCCCUUGGGGCCCCGCGUUUCUUCCCUGAAACUGUGCCCCAGGGCCAGCAGCUGAGGGUCCAGGGCCACUGCUCCUGGAUUGUGUGCCUGGUUUUGGGUGGGAGCGGACACUCUCUCAAAUAAAGGAGCCGGCCACUUUUUACAAA